Myotis davidii is the source of this 2249-nucleotide messenger RNA. It is a transcript of the gene SEMA6B, whose product is annotated as semaphorin 6B. The transcript is spliced from 16 exons. Gene Ontology annotation, biological process: negative regulation of axon extension involved in axon guidance; negative chemotaxis; semaphorin-plexin signaling pathway. The coding region runs from base 168 to 2039 and encodes 623 amino acids. The record is from RefSeq and is a predicted model, not a curated record. Gene Ontology annotation, molecular function: chemorepellent activity; semaphorin receptor binding. Lineage: Eukaryota; Metazoa; Chordata; Mammalia; Chiroptera; Vespertilionidae.
CAGUGGAGGGAGAUGAGGCAGAGACAGGUCACGGAAGAAAGCCCUGGAUUUGUAACCUCGCCAUUGUCCUUCCACUUCCCACCUGCCUCCUGCCAGAGCCGAGCACCCACGGGUCCUCAGGGUGCUGUCACCUUCCCUGCUUUGAGGUGUCACCUCCUGUCCUCGCCAUGCGGACCCCGCGAGCGCCCCCUCCCCGCCUGGCCCUACUGCUCCUGCUGCUGCUGCUAGGGGGCGCCCACGGACUCUUCCCUGAGGAGCCGCCGCCGCUCAGCGUGGCCCCCAGGGACUACCUGAGCCACUACCCUGUGUUCGUGGGCAGCGGGCCGGGACGCCUGACCCCCGCAGAGGGCGCUGAGGACCUCAACAUCCAGCGGGUCCUGCGGGUCAACAGGACGCUGUUCAUUGGGGACAGGGACAACCUGUACCGGGUAGAGCUGGAGCCCCCCACCUCCACGGAGCUUCGGUACCAGCGGCUCCCUGUGCCCCCAGAAGCUGACCUGGCGCUCCAACCCCAGCGACAUCAAUGUGUGUCGGAUGAAGGGCAAGCAGGAGGGCGAGUGUCGAAACUUUGUAAAGGUGUUGCUCCUGCGGGACGAGUCCACCCUCUUUGUGUGCGGUUCCAACGCCUUCAACCCCCUGUGCGCCAACUACAGUACACACUACAGCCCCUCGGGGACAACAUCAGUGGCAUGGCCCGCUGCCCGUACGACCCCAAACACGCCAACGUCGCCCUCUUCUCUGAAGGAAUGCUCUUCACAGCCACCGUGACCGACUUCCUAGCCAUCGAUGCUGUCAUCUACCGCAGCCUUGGAGACAGACCCACGCUGCGCACCGUGAAACACGACUCCAAGUGGUUUAAAGAGCCCUACUUUGUGCAUGCGGUGGAGUGGGGCAGCCACAUCUACUUCUUCUUCCGGGAGAUCGCAAUGGAGUUUAACUACCUGGAGAAGGUGGUGGUGUCCCGCGUGGCCCGGGUGUGCAAGAAUGAUGUGGGGGGCUCCCCGCGCGUGCUGGAGAAGCAGUGGACGUCCUUCCUGAAGGCGCGGCUCAACUGCUCUGUGCCCGGGGACUCCCACUUCUACUUCAAUGUGAUGCAGGCCGUCACGGGUGUGGUCAGCCUGGGGGGCCGGCCCAUAGUCCUUGCCAUUUUCUCCACCCCCAGCAACAGCAUCCCCGGCUCUGCCGUCUGCGCCUUUGACAUGACACAGGUGGCAGCUGUGUUUGAAGGCCGCUUUCGAGAGCAGAAGUCCCCGGAGUCCAUCUGGACACCUGUGCCCGAGGAUCAGGUGCCUCGGCCCCGGCCUGGGUGCUGUGCAGCUCCCGGCAUGCAGUACAACGCCUCCAGCGCCUUCCCUGAUGAGAUCCUCAACUUCGUCAAGACCCACCCCCUGAUGGACGAGGCGGUGCCCUCACUGGGCCAUGCGCCCUGGAUAGUACGAACUCUGACACGGCACCAGCUGACUCGAGUGGCUGUGGAUGUGGGCGCCGGCCCCUGGGGCAACCAGACCGUCGUCUUCCUGGGCUCCGAGGCGGGCACCAUCCUCAAGUUCCUGGUCUGGCCCAACGCCAGUGUCUUGGGCACCUCUGGGCCCAGUGUCUUCCUCGAGGAGUUCGAGACCUACCGGCCAGACAGGUGUGGCCGGCCAGGUGGCAGUGCGACGGGGCAGCGGCUGCUGGGCCUGGAGUUGGAUGUGGCCUCAGGAGGCCUGCUGGCGGCCUUCCCCCACUGUGUGGUCCGUGUGCCCGUGGCCCGCUGCCAGCAGUACUCAGGGUGCAUGAAGAACUGCAUUGGCAGUCAGGACCCCUACUGCGGGUGGGCCCCCGAUGGUUCCUGCAUCUUCCUCAGCCCUGGCACCAGGGCCACCUUUGAGCAGGACGUGUCCGGGGCCAGCACCUCAGGCUUAGGGGACUGCACAGGUAAGUGGGGGAACGGGAGACCUGGGGACCCUCCCCUGGGGUCCUCAUGCCCUUCGCAGCCCAUGUCCAGGUGGGGGGCACGGACUAGCUUUGGAAGGUCAGGGGGUCUCACUCCCGGGUAGAGAGGUAGGUGAGGAACAGAGAGGCCCAGAGACAGACAGACAGACGGGUGAACCGAGGGGACAGAGAUGCCCGGGGACAGACAGAGGCCCGGACAGGCAGACAGAGGCUGGAGACGGAUGCCAAGUGACAGAGAUGCCACAGGACAAGCAGAUGAACAGAGUCUGCGAGGACAGACAGGCCCCAGGGAAACAGAGGCGCCGCGAGGCAGG